GGAGCGCGGUGCCUCAGUAGGGUCAUUGGCAGAUGGUGUCACUGCAGCACAACUUCUCCAGAGGAAAGCAUGUACAUUGUCGCGGUACACAGAGGAGCUGUUAUAUAUCCUCAGCCUGCGGGCCAACAGCUCUAAUAAUUUACGUCUCAGUGUGUGCAUGGAGGAGACUGUGAGAAUCCUGCUGCAGAACCAGGACCCCCUGGAGGGGGCGCUGGUGGACCCGCUGGAUCUCAUGAAGGCCUACAAGGACAAGCUCCUGGAGGAGAUGUGGAAGCAACAGGACAGUCUGGAGGGUCCGCCCCUGGCCCCCUCGGCCCCCGGCCGCCCCAGGCCCCCCGGGGCCAGGGACGAGGCGGACGACCACAGCCCCCUCCUGGAGCGACUCAGAGCCCUGGAGGAAGAAAACUCGGCCCUGUCCAUGGAGAACGACAACCAGAGGAAGCAGUAUGAACGCUGUCUGGAUGAAGUGGCUAAUCAGGUGGUCCAAGCACUCCUAACUCAAAAGGACCUGAGGGAGGAGUGUGUGAAGCUGCGGACGCGGGUGUUUGACCUGGAGCAGCAGAACCGAAUACUCAACGUGCUCUUCCAGCAGCGCCUCAAAACGUCCUCCAGUCCUGUCGCACAGGAGGCCCAGAGGAAUGGGAAAGCAGGAACUCCCUCCGGAAGAUGGCCCAGCCUGCUGAGCCUCACCUGCCCUCGCAGCAGCUGCAGCAGCAGUGAGGUCUCUCUGUCCAGCGCAGGGAGCGAAUACUCCAGCGGCUCACACACCUGGACCGACGGGCGGGGCUCCUCCAAGCAGUGUGCCCUAAGUCGGGAGAAGAGGAUGAGUGCCGGUUCUGUGUCCAGCAACCACUCCACCGUCCCGUCAGAGCAGCCGGAUCUAGGAUGGAAGGAGGGCCACAUUCUCAAGGGCCUGAAGAGGCUGCAGAUGCGCAGCCCCAAGGAGGCUUCCUUCCUGGUCCCCACGUCCCAUUAUAAAGACUGCAUGACCUCCAACGAGGGAAUAUACUCUUUGGGGGUUAAAUGUGGGCCACAGGGGAUGGUUCCUAAACUGGCGGUGACGAAGGCGAAGACCUUCAAGCCAGGAGCAGAAGUCCCCGCCUUACCCUCAGACUCGGACGACGCAGACGAUGACCCACCUCAGUCUGGUGACACAUCGUCGAAAGAGAGUCCUUCACCAGAGGACGCUGGUGAAUCCGGAUCAGGAGCAUCGUACGGCAAAGCCCGCUCCCCGGACGGCUCAUCCUCAGAGGAGCCGGUGAAACUCACAGGGAGCUCCGGAAACUUCCUGUCGACUGUCACAGAGAACGUCUUCCCCGAGGACCCCACUCUCAUACCUGCCGUCAGCCUAACCGAGAGCUCCGCCCACUCCUGCAAACCACAUAACUCAGAUCAGGGAGAAACUAGCGAGCGACCUGUCUUUAAAAAGUGGAAGGAGAAAGACGGAGGCCAAAGCAGGUCUGGUGAACGCAAGUCUAGGCUUGAUCUCGUCAAGCAGCAGCAAAGCAGAGUUGCGGACAAACAAGCCGGGGCUAGAGACAUGAGUCUGCCGAUUCAGCACACUGCGGCUCAGGUUUUGAGCUGGGCCAGUGAGGCCAGACAGCGCAGCGCCUCGAUGGACAUGCCUCACUACAGGGAGAAGGCCAACCAUGUUCCAGCCGACACGAAGGACUAUACCAUCUUGGAGUCCCCUCAAAGGAAACCCAAGCCCCAGGCUUGUGAUUCGGCAAGGAAGGCCUUCAUUCUCAGGAGCAAGAGUGCAGAUGGAGGCCCGGAACAGCCCAAGCAGCUGCACUCGCCCCUUCAUCAAAAGCUGAUUAAGGUUCACCACAGGCCCAAAGGCCGCUCAAACCCUCUUGUACACAACAUUCCUAGUGCAAAGUCCAAUUUCACCAAGGUCCAAAGCAGCUCUAAGGUAUCUCAACAGAUGGCCGAGAAAAUUGGGAAUACCGCUGGGCCAGCCAUCUUGGGCUGUGUGGAGACUGCAGGACAAGGAUCCCUUUCAGCGGUGAAACAAUCAAAAACAUUCAAGGAUCCAGGUUUUACUGAUGGCCCCAAGAGCCCUUCCAAGGCACUUCAGCCUGCCUCCAAACUACCCUCGAGAAAUGACUCUGCUCCAAAAGGCCCUACCUCAAACAAUUUACCUAACUCUCCUCUCAAACAGAGAUGCCAAGACCAGCCCUCCACCACUCCCCAUCCCGGCCUCAGAUCCCCCUCCCCUCCCCUGCCACCCGGCCGAACUACGUCCUUACUAGUCAGAUCAGGAUACGACUCUUUACCUCAAGCACACAAGCCUGCAGUUCAAACCGCAAACGGUGCGAAAGCAGCUACUAACGGCAACAAACCUCAAGCAGUCCAGCAAUCACCCGUUAAACACAUGCAAACCCAAGUCCCCAUCAAAACUCAGGACGCUCGCCACAAGGCCCCAAAAAUGGGCGCUUCUCCUAAACGUGUUCCUUCAAAGGUUCACCAUACGUUACAAGAAUCCAACGAAGCCGACUCCACCCAGUUAUCCAACAACAGGUUGACUUCACACGAGGAAAACUAUGUUCAAAACGUGGUGAUUUGUCAGCAGGGAAUGGGUGAUCAGCAGGCUCCUGAAGUCUCACCCCAGGGUUCCUCUGUCUGCCUUGGGAUCAUAAAUAACCCUCACCUCUCCAUCUCCAGGGCCGUGAAGACAGCCCUUCCUGUUGGUGGCAAAGCUCCAGAAACGUCUCCGAUGCAAGCCAACACCUUCCUCGUCCUGGGGAGGCGUGACCAAAACGAAAGCAACAGUGCGCGUCGUUCAAAAGCGGUGCAGGCAUUCAACCUCAAAGCACACUCCUGUCAGAUGCUGCCCGGCGUGAACGCGGCCGUAGCCAAGGCUAAAGCCGAGCGGAAGAUCGAGACGCGUUGCAGCUCGCUGGACUCUGAGCCUCCUGUAGCUCCGCCCGCGGUCGAGACCGGGACCAUGCUGGAUUGGGGGUUUGACGAGGAGGGCUGGCUUUUCAAGAGGUCCGUGUCAGUGUCCACCAGACCGCCUCUCAAACCGGUCAUGGGCAUGAAUGGAGCCAAAGCUCGAAGCCAGAGCUUUGGAGCGCGCUACAUGGACCGACCGAAUGUUAGCAGGUCCAGAAAGGUCCGCACCCAGAUUAAGACUCACUCAGGAAGCUCGUUGAACUCUCUCGGCGAUGUGUUCCAAGGAAGCAUGAGCUGCUCCAAUAGCUACCAUUGUCCAAUGAACAGAUCGCUGUUGAACAAUUUUUUGAUCGAAGAGGGCUUACCAAUUCCUUCUCAUUUGGGAGCUUCCAAUGAUAGGUUUAGUUUGAAACACCAGAGAGAACAAGCCAACCGGGUUCAGAUUGAACAGCAACUGUCCAGCGCCUUUGGAGAACCUGUUCCUGGAGAAUUCGAGAGACAAACCACCAUCACCACGAUCGAGGAGAAGGUGAUGCUGGGAAUAGAGAAGAACUUGCAGAAGUCACAAGAGCAGGACAGAACAAAUGAAACGAAGCCGAAAUCUGGGUUGUCGUUGGCCAACUGGUUCGGCUUCCGGAAGAGCAAGCUUCCUGCUCCGAGUGGUAAAAAGGGAGAUCUUUCUAAGGUGAAAGAGGAGAAGAAGGAACACAAGAUCGGAUCUCUUUUGGGUGGAAAGCAGGCAAAGACAGACAAGAAGAAAGAGAGGAGAAAAAGCGAUGGAAAAGAAAGCUCUGUGGGGAGACGAGAGUCCCAUGAUGCAGUGCGCCAGUGUCUGUCCAUGCCAGUCCCCGGAGCCCCGAUUCACGUUGAGACGGACGGACACACAGACAUCUCUGGGGAUGCAAAGAUGAAGAAGCAGAAGGUUAAUCUCAGACCCGAGGAUGAACAUGGAGCUGCUUUGAAAACCCCAAGCCAGGAUCCGGUCAUAAACGCCAUCAUGUGUUCUCCUCGUGCCCCGAGCUCUGGCCGCGACAUGCGAACGUUGGACAGCGGCAUUGGCACCAUCCCCCUCCCCGACUCCACCUCCUUCUUCUCUUCCAUCCUGCACCUCCUUCCCAAGUCAGCAUCCACCCCUGACCCGUCCCUCAGCCCUCCCAGUGCACCUGCCUCCUCCAGCGAGGAGAUCUCUCCGUCCCCUUUACCCCGAUGGAGACUGCCAUCCAAGGACCACUUCCUGGGGAUGCAAAACUCCAUGUCCGACACAUCUGUUACCCUCGUCCAAUCAGUGCCUUAUCCCAUUGUGACCUUCCUCCAGCCUGUCCAAUCCCUGUCUGAGCCUGUUGUGGCCUGUGCCAGUGAAUGUGAAACCCAGAGCAAGCUGCCAAGGCUGGCCUCAGGUGGAGUGGAGCCAAAAAGAAUGAGCCAUAUCAAAACAAAGACAAGGCCUACUCAGACCCAACUGCCAGAGAGGGCACAACCCCAGCUCGCCAUCUAAGUGAUUAUUGACUGAGUUGCGAGCUGGAGAGAGGUACAGAGAGCAGGCAGAAGCACAAGCAGGAGUAUUGGAUCUGGCAAGUCGGACAAGAGCCUGUACAUCCACAAGAAACAGUCUGUACAUCAUCCACAUCAUACACAAGAAACAGCCUGUACAUCAUCCUCACCAUCCACAAGAAACAGCCUGUACAUCAUCCACAUCAUACACAAGAAACAGCCUGUACAUCAUCCACACAAACAACCUCCGCUGAACACACCAUACACAUCUGAGUCACAUUUUCCUGAAGUACAGGUGCCCACUAGCACACCUGAACAAACCUCUGAAUGUUUUCAGUUUGUCAGGUGUUUAGCAGUAGAGCCAGGGUUCUCUCUGGAGGGUGCUGGCCCCAGAUGACAUGCUUCAUCAUCGAUUUAACAUUCAUAGUCAAUAAUCAUCACAGUAGCUGCAUGUCACUAGGCAAUUAACACUGUGGUUUACUCUCAUCAUAAUAUAUGUAUCAUGUACUUUUUACUUCCUGUGACAGACAAUAAUAGCAGGAAAACUCAGUGAACAGGUUCUACUCAGUCAUAUCAUACAAGCACAGUCAGGAGACUGCUUUGUUUGAUGAGCUCAGGGAAUAGACCAUUGGUGUCGGAAGGUAAGACAAAGAUUUAAUUUAAACUGUUAAGUGUAGAUGUUGAAUUGAUUAGCAACAGUGUUCACCUGAACUACAUAUUUGUGUUGCUUCUUUAUUGCUAUAUCCGUCUUAACAUGCUUCCGAAAAAAGACAUAUCGCAGAACUACAUCUCACUUUUACACUAACAUGUAUAUUGUGUACUUUAUACUGCCCUGUUUGGUGUUAUGAAUGCGUCCUGGCUUCUGCUGCUGAGAAAUCUUCACUCCCAAAUGUAAAUAUGUAUUUAAUUAGAAUUGCUUCUGUCCAGAUUUAAAUCUACUACCAAAAACUGCUUUGGGGCUUCACUAGCAAAUUCUUUGUGUCAAAAAUGUUCAAGACAACAGCAAUUACCCUAGUUGCAUACUAAAUUGAACAUCUUAAAUAAUAAGUGAAAAUAAAUUAAGCAGAGAAAAUAAUAUAUGUAAUUUGCCUUCAAGAUAAAUUGAUGCUACAGAUCCCAUGUUGUCCCAGGCACACAGUACAUACCAACAGUUCAUGUCUGUCUUCUCCCUUGUGUAUAUUAGCAGAAGUAGAACAUACACUCAUCUGUAUACAAAUAAUCUGUAACUGUAUACAAAUAAUCUGUAACUGUUUGUUUUAUGGAAAAAAAGAAAACUAUAGCAAUAUUUGUGUAUAAAUUAUACUAGCCUCAUGUGACUAACUAAGGUGUUCAAGCCAUCUGGUACAGGCUGAAAGAGCAUGAACUCUAAUUCAUAUUUAAGGAUAGAGUCAGUUUCAAAGGAGUGUUAUCAUUUUUUUUCAUGUAUUUGUCUUGUUCCUAAGAUCUGUAUGCUGUACAGACGUGUAGGAUAAUUUAUACCUAACCCUGUCUGAAUCCUCCCACCGAAAAUCACAAUCCCACAUUUUUGUAGAGAUCAAUGACAGUUAUGGUCUUGUGUUCCUGUAAUUUGUCUUAUUUUAACAGUAUGAAUUCGGAAUUUGUAUUCUACAUUACAUAUUAUCUGUUCUAUGCAAAGAUAUCAGGGUGAAAUAAACUACCUUAGUUCUUAA
Messenger RNA from Osmerus eperlanus (European smelt), 6059 nucleotides. RefSeq names its product nck-associated protein 5-like. The transcript is spliced from 14 exons. Gene Ontology annotation, cellular component: microtubule plus-end. Gene Ontology annotation, biological process: microtubule depolymerization; microtubule bundle formation. NCBI's taxonomy places the organism in Eukaryota, Metazoa, Chordata, Actinopteri, Osmeriformes, Osmeridae. The record is from RefSeq and is a predicted model, not a curated record. The coding region runs from base 158 to 4393 and encodes 1411 amino acids.